AUGUUGACCCUCUCCAAUGUUACUUGGCUAAACCUAUGCCUUGCUAGUGUCGGAGUCUAUCUGGUAAUGCAGGUGUUCGCCAAGAAGAAUCCCGCACCAUAUCCACCUGGUCCCCCGAGGUGGCCUCUGAUUGGCAAUGUUUUAGACAUGCCUCGCAUCAAGCCUCGUCUCACAUUUGCUGAGUGGGGCAAGAAGUAUGGUGAUAUCUCGCAUGUCGAGGUUCUGGGUCAGCACAUCAUCGUUGCUGUCUACUCUGACCGUCCUAUUUUUCCUAUGGGUGGCGAACUUGUUGGCUUCAAGGAUGCCUUGCCCUUCCUCCCUUAUGGUGACCUUUUCCGCCAGUACCGCAAGAACCUCCACCGUAUCAUUGGCAGCCGUGCUGCAGUGGAGGUAUACAGCGAGAUCGGAAAGAUUGAGACUCACCGAUUCCUGAAGCGUGUGCUUGCAAAACCCGACCAACUACAGGAACAUGUUCGACACACUGCUGGCGCUAUUAUUCUGCGCAUCUCUCAUGGUUAUGAAGUGAAAGAGAACAAUGAUCCCUUCGUUGACCUUGCAGACCGUGCUAUGGACCAAAUCCCACAGGCCACAGCUCCCGGUGCCUUCAUGGUUGAUAUUUUACCAAUUUUGGCAAAGGUCCCCGCAUGGUUACCUGGCGCUAGCUUCAAGCGCAUAGCGCGUGAAUGGCGUGAGACCCUUGAAGAGAUGGUUUGUGCACCCCACAAGUUCGUCAAGGAUCAGAUGGCUGCUGGCAUCGCCCCCAUGUCUUUCACUUCAAAUCUCUUGGAGGGCCGUGCUGUGUCUGCUGAAGAGGAUCACAUCGUGAAAUGGUCUGCUUUUUCUCUAUAUGGCGGUGGUGCCGACACGACUGUGUCUGCAAUUUACUCGCUUUUUCUAGCUAUGGUACUUUUUCCUGAUAUGCAGAAGAAAGCUCAGGCUGAAAUAGACGCUGUGGUCGGCCAUGAUCGUCUUCCCUCCUUCGCCGACCGCGACUCCCUUCCCUAUACUGAGGCGCUUGUCAAAGAAGUCCACCGCUGGAAUGUUGUCUCACCUACCGGUUUCCCCCACCGUGUGACUGAGGACAACAUCCAUGACGGGUACUACAUUCCAAAAGGCUCCAUGGUAAUGCCUAACAUUUGGUUCAUGCUCAACGAUCCACGGACAUAUGUCAAUCCCUCGCAAUUCAACCCAGAACGCUUCUUGGCCAAGGAUGGAAAGGAACCUGAGACAGAGCCUCGCACAAUCUGUUUCGGCUUUGGUAGACGUAUUUGUCAGGUGUGCCCAACUCACGGAAGGCGCCUCCACCUCGCUGAUGCCUCCAUCUGGAUAUCUACCGCAAUGUCACUAGCCGUGUUUGAUAUUUCCAAGGUUGUCGAGAAUGGUGUUGAGAUCAUCCCCGAGUUUAACCCCUCAGCAGGUAGCAUCAGUCACCCCAAACCUUUCAAAUGUUCUAUUAAGCCUCGCUCCGCAGCAGCCCUUAGACUCAUUCAGCAAGAUGCGGACUACUAA
Molecule: messenger RNA, 1509 nt
Organism: Suillus clintonianus
Lineage: Eukaryota; Fungi; Basidiomycota; Agaricomycetes; Boletales; Suillaceae
Product: cytochrome P450
Exons: 12
Coding region: 1-1509 (502 amino acids)
Molecular function (GO): oxidoreductase activity, acting on paired donors, with incorporation or reduction of molecular oxygen; iron ion binding; heme binding
Source: RefSeq, a predicted model, not a curated record